UUCAGUAAAAUGGCUACUCGGAAGAUAUCUGAGUCGGUCUAUAUGGGAAUGUGUCUCAAGAUAGGGACCGCCCAACAGCUGGCCUCGAGGAGAGAUAUAAUGGACAUUGUAGAGAUGUUACAGUCCAAAGAAAUGUUAAAUAUACAGUUCACAUUGAUGCUGAGUGGGAGUCGUAGAGAAGGGUUUAGAUUGAGAGGAUCAGACCUGGACUACAUGCGUUUUCCAAAUGACCACCGAGGGAUCUGGGACUUCUCUCAGUGUCAGUUUUACAACACACAAGAACAUGCACUGAUUCUCUGUGACAGUUCUGAGAGUCCACCAGGAUUCACUUUACUAUGGUUACCAUUCGAAAGAACUAGUCAUACAGUGAUGUCAGCGUGUGUAAGGAUGAAUGGAAUGCUCUAUAUCUCAAGUUCAAAGUACAGAGAGGUGACAUGUUCUUUAUCUAUUCCUGGUUCUUCACCUCACGGACCAUGUGGUAGUGGGACAAUUCAUGGUGUAGAAUUCGAUCAUGCCCAUUGCUUUGUCAGUGAUUUCUGGCCUCCUUGUGCCUCCACGUGGAUAGACAGGUGUCACUCAUGGCCCCCAUCUCAUGUUGUAAACGACAUUAUUAGAAAUGGGUGUCACUUUGUAGCGAUAGGACACAAACUAGGAAAUCAUACAGACAACGAAUGGAGAAUUUCUUUCUCUCAGGCGGAAUACAAACUUGUGUGUUCAAUAAAUCACACACAAUUUUUAAUUUAUGGAUUGCUGAAAUUGUUCUUAAAGGAAAUAAUUAAUGAAGGAUUGAGAGAUGAAGAUAAACUACUGUGUUCCUAUCACAUGAAAACGGCUGUUUUCUGGGCGAUUCAACAAAAUGCUCUACCUCACUGGCAUCCAAAAAAUCUAUUGGCGGGUUUCUGGGUCUGCUUUAAACUUCUCCUUAAAUGGGUGUACGAGGGAAAUUGUUCUAAUUUUUUUAUUCCAGAAAACAACAUGUUUCUGAACAAUAUCUAUGGUGAUGCACAAAAGACAUUAUUCACGCGACUAUAUAGAUUGUAUGAAAAGGGUAUAGCAUUGCUUUUACACAGUCCCUCCAUCAGUUCCUACAUCAUAAAUGUUUUGUGUAAUCCCAGACUCACUAUCUGUACCAUUGAAUACACUCUGAUUUCUGAGGUUGAACGUGAUAUGGAUAUUUUUCAUGAAGUGUUUGGUAAUGAUUCAACAGGCCCACCUGACCUACGGAUAUGCACAAAGUACCUACAUGCUGUGGAACGGUCAAUAGGUUUACCGCUGACACAGUAUCACAUUGUCAUGUUACAGAAACUUACAGCCACCGUCCUUCAGGGUAUUGUGUUUAUAUUACACAACUUGUACACUAACACAGGUUUAAACAAACAGUUGUAUAUUGUAGAUAAAUUGGCUUGUCACAUGCUGAAAAUAACUGCUAGGUUUGGGUGUGUGUCUGAUAUGUUCUACAUUGCCGUGUAUUAUUACAAAACAUUCAGAUACAAGGAAGCUUUAUCAGUUAUAGAUAUCACAAAGGUCAGGCUAGCACAGCCAUAUAUGAUGUAUGAGAGACAUGUAGAUAGAGAGAGGUAUACUGAGGCUGUAGGGGGACAGACCUUGUCUACAAAGAUGAGACAGGCUGUAGCACAGGAUAUCAUAUUUAACAAUGGGAUUUUUUAUAUCAAUGAAAUAAUGCCAGAACAACAAUCUAGUAAACAAAACAAUUGCCUUUUGUUGUCUAUUCCACCCCUCGUACUGUUGUAUAUGCUAGAGUUUUUGUGCUCUAGACAUGUCGACACAAUGAGAGCACAGAGAGCUUUAGAUGAUCUACAGAUCCUAGUCCACCAUGAUCAGGGACAGUUAAUACAUGUAUUAUGCAGAGACAUCUCCUGGGAGAUCCUAGGGAUCUGUCAACAAAUCACGGGGAAUCUUCAGGCUGCCCUGUACUCAUACCAACAGUCACUCAGACAAUAUCCAUUCAAUAGAAUACAAACUGCUACCAGACAGAGAAUUCAGGAUCUACAUUUAUGAACUUACUGACAAGCAAUUAGAAAGAAAAUGCAUGUCAAAAUCUGACAUUGUUAAUCGUAAUUGUUCUGGUCAUCUUUUUUAA
Molecule: messenger RNA, 2101 nt
Organism: Magallana angulata
Lineage: Eukaryota; Metazoa; Mollusca; Bivalvia; Ostreida; Ostreidae
Exons: 1
Coding region: 10-2019 (669 amino acids)
Source: RefSeq, a predicted model, not a curated record